Daldinia vernicosa is the source of this 1848-nucleotide messenger RNA. Its product is annotated as Creatinase/aminopeptidase. The transcript is spliced from 4 exons. Gene Ontology annotation, molecular function: metalloaminopeptidase activity. The coding region runs from base 1 to 1848 and encodes 615 amino acids. The record is from RefSeq and is a predicted model, not a curated record. Lineage: Eukaryota; Fungi; Ascomycota; Sordariomycetes; Xylariales; Hypoxylaceae.
AUGGAAAAGGUCGACACAACCGCUCGCCUUACCGAGCUCCGCAAGCUUAUGAGCGAGAAAAAAGUUGACGUGUAUAUCGUCCCGUCCGAGGAUAGCCACUCUUCCGAGUAUAUUGCCCCGUGUGAUGCUCGUCGUGCAUUCAUCUCCGGAUUCACUGGGUCUGCAGGCUGCGCUGUCAUUACUCACGAGAAAGCUGCCUUAGCUACGGAUGGUCGAUACUUUAACCAGGCAUCUAAGCAGCUUGACGACAACUGGCACCUGUUAAAACAAGGUCUCCAGGAUGUUCCAACGUGGCAGGAAUGGUCUGCAGAACAGGCUGCUGAUGGUAAAGUUGUAGCUGUAGAUCCGACUUUAUUGACGAGUGGCGCUGCCAAGAAGCUCUCGGAGAAGAUCAAGAAGAGCGGAGGAAAGGACCUGGAGCCGGUUGAAGUGAAUUUGGUUGAUAUAGUUUGGGGUGAUGAUCGACCCUCUCGACCCAACGAACCCAUAAUUGUUCUAAGCGAGAAAUUCAACGGGAAGGAUGUCAAGACGAAGCUUACUGAACUUCGAAAAGAGCUUGAGAAGAAAAAUUCGAUUGGAUUCGUCGUCUCGAUGCUCGACGAAAUUGCUUGGCUCUUCAACCUUCGAGGAAACGACAUUCCAUAUAACCCGGUCUUCUUCUCGUACGCUAUCGUGACCGUCGAUGAGGCUACGCUAUAUGUCGACUCGUCCAAGCUAAGUAGCGAGGGCCAAUCCUACCUUGCGGAGAACGACGUUACUAUCAAGCCAUACGAAGAUAUCUUUAACGACGCCUCCGUGCUUCGCCAAUCAGUCGAAAUCAAGGAGUCGGGAGAAGCUAAGAAGAAGAUUCUUAUCUCAAACCGAGCAUCGUGGGCUUUGAAGCGGGCGCUUGGCGGCGAAGAUCUGGUAGAUGAGAUUCGAAGCCCCGUUGGCGAUUCCAAGGCUGUAAAGAAUGAAACCGAGUUGGAAGGAAUGAGAGCAUGCCACAUCAGAGAUGGUGCAGCUCUAAUUGAGUACUUCGCUUGGCUGGAAGACCAGCUUAUAGCAAAGAAGGCGACUAUUGAUGAAGUUGUAGCUGCGGAUAAACUUGAAGCUCUGCGUGCGAAACAGAAGGACUUUGUUGGACUUUCUUUCCCCACGAUAUCAUCGACAGGACCAAAUGCUGCCGUCAUUCACUACAAGCCGGAGCCUGGAAGCUGUUCAAUGAUUGAUCCCAAUGCGGUUUACUUGUGUGAUUCUGGGGCUCAGUAUCUAGAUGGAACUACAGACACAACUCGAACGCUACACUUUUCCGAUCCUACCGAGGCUGAGAUCGAAGCCUAUACGCUCACGUUGAAGGGAAACAUUGCCCUAGAUAGGGUUGUAUUUCCCAAGGGGACAACGGGCUUCGCACUGGAUGUCCUCGCACGCCAACAUCUAUGGCUCCAAGGGCUUGACUAUCGUCAUGGUACCGGCCACGGUGUUGGUUCGUAUCUGAAUGUGCACGAAGGACCAAUCGGUAUCGGUACGAGAGUGCAGUACUCAGAGGUUGCUCUAUCCGCUGGAAAUGUCAUCUCCAACGAGCCCGGUUAUUACGAGGACGGCUCAUUCGGGAUUCGGAUCGAGAACAUCAUCAUGGUCAAGGAAGUGCAGACGAAGCACAAGUUCGGCGAUAAGCCAUACCUUGGCUUCGAGCAUGUUACCAUGGUGCCGUACUGCCGCAAACUCAUCGACCCUAAUCUUCUGACGAGCGAGGAGAAGGCAUGGCUAAAUGACUACAACGCUGACAUCUGGAAUAAGACAAAGGGAUACUUCGAGAAUGACGAAUUAACCACAGAGUGGCUGAAGAGGGAAACACAACCUUUCUGA